Molecule: messenger RNA, 1665 nt
Organism: Drechmeria coniospora
Lineage: Eukaryota; Fungi; Ascomycota; Sordariomycetes; Hypocreales; Ophiocordycipitaceae
Exons: 5
Coding region: 1-1665 (554 amino acids)
Source: RefSeq, a predicted model, not a curated record
AUGCAGCUUGCUCGUUCGUCGCGUCGUGCUCGUGCAGCCGCACGUCGUGAUGCGGUGGGUGCGAUGCGUCCGACACCCGGCGGCGGCGUUGGCCCGGUCGAACGGCAAAGGGGCCACGGGCCAGAGAUUCCCAGGGGCCACGGGGGCCACGGGGGAGGGAGGGCUUUGGAGGGGGAGGCUGUGUUCCAGCCAGCUCCGACGACUAGCCCGCGCAUCUCCGACGUCACCUACGGUACCUGCUGCAACGCCGGGCGCCCCCGAGCUCUCGGCGCCGUGGUUCGCCGGCGACAAACGACGCUCGCCCGCGUCGAGUUGCGCCUCGACCAUGAGUCGCUAGCUCGCGCCGGCUCAGGCACGCACGGAGAGCUUCAGGCCCGAAACAAGUAUAAAGUCGCCGGCAGCCAGGCUGGAAAGCGACGGACCUUGCUCGGACGUCCAUUGCCCAGCACGCUCUCUCGCCGCCGCCCUCACGCGCACCCUCUCCCCUACACCGUCACCGCAGCCGACUCCUCGAAAGACCGACGCCGCCCUCCGCCGCAUGCCAUGGACGGCAACAAAGAUUUCAAGAUGCGAAUUCUCCUCGGCCUCUUCGCCGCGACCGCUCUGGCACGACCAGGCUCGGAUACGCUCCAAAAACUUGACAUGCAGACAUGUCCAUCCUUCACAACGGCCGCUCAGCUCGAGAAGCUCAGGGAUGCGUUCCAAGCCCAGCAGUUCAAACGUUUCCGUCAAUGCGUCCCUUCCCAUGGAAACUAUCAGCCCUUCCAAGGCAUCGCAUCCUGGAGCAACUGGGGCUUCCUGGCCCAUUCCACCUCGCGAGGUACGAGAAGGCUGUCCGGUACGGGCGAGAUCGAAUCACGACGUGCUAACCGAGGUACGGCACCGAUAAUAGAACCCGGCUGCAUCCCUACCGUGGCCGAGUACGGGUGCAUCCAUGGCUUCACCUGCCACUUUGAACAGAACUGCGUGCGAAGGCUUGAAUGCGGGAGGAACGAUGAAAUCAUGGACUGCCACAUCCGACCAUGCUACGAACACACCAAGGAAAUGCAGUGCACCAUGAAGAAGCCGACCCCGGCGGGGAUGGAAGGCGAAAUCGACCACCUACAAUUUCACAUUACGCUUGGCGACAAGGACACGUUUGGAUCCAUCAGUGUCGAAGUCACCGUGGAUGGAACAGUCUACCGCAUCCCAUUCUUCGAGCCCCUUCAUAAGCAUGGGAGCUCUGUGUUGACCGUCGACAUGAGAGAAGUGUUCAAAAAGAAGUCCAUCAAGCUCAGCGCCAUAGAGAGUUUCCGGCUCGUAUCCGACGGCCAAGUGCAGCUCACCUAUGCCGCGAAUGCGGUUUGCAACCUUGGUCUUGAGAUUCAAAGCUUGAGGGUAAGGGUUCGUGACGUGGCCAGUGGUUUGUUCUUCCAAGCCCUCCCGAUUGCGGCAGACCCGAAGACGGGACAGUCAAACUUCAAGACUGUGAACGCUUGCAAGGAAAAGGGUGUUGAGAUUUUCAAAACCUACUUGGCCUCCUUGACCUUUACGUCGAGGAUCGGCACAUUUACCGAGUCGACCCAGAUGAAAAGAUGCUUCGACACCUGGCCCAAUGCGCCUGAAUGCGAGAAAUCGCAAGCACUUGGGGAAACCGCAUGGACCAAACCGAAUAGACACCAAUGA